ACUGUCCCGGCUGUCAGGGCUUCAGGCGACCUCCCGCAUGUCCAGGGAGGGGGGACGUCGUGUGCACGGGCGCCCACCUCCCGCAGCGCGGCAGAAAAAAAGGCAUACUAUUGCAUAGCGGCUGAUCAUGGCGACCUCUGGAGAAGACAGUAACCCCAGUGGCGGAGCGACACCCUGGCCCCUGGUGCAGCUGCCGGAGCUCGAGCCGAGGGUGGCCCGCCGCCGCCUGUCCCAGGCCCGCCACCGAGCCACCCUGGUGGGGCUGUUCAGCAACCUCCGGAAAAUGGUAUACUCCCAGUCCGAUCUCACAGCCUCAAAGUGGCAGGUCUUGAAUAAGGCAAAGAAUCGUAUUCAGGAGCUGGAGCAAACCUUGGACAAUCUUCUGAAGCUGAAAGAAUCCUUCAAGCUGGAGGACGGGAAUGCAAACAGCUUAGAGGAGGUCAAGGCAGAGUAUGCCAGCAUGUGCUCCGGAAAUCACAGCCUGGUCUCAAAUAAGAUUCAUCAUAAAGGCUCUGCCAUCUGGUGCCCAGUUGAGGCCGUUGGGAAGAAUACUGACGGGGAGGAAGGGGAGGAAGAGGAGGAAGAAGAGGAGGAAGACCAAGAAGAGGAGGAAGAAGAGGAAGAGGAAGAAGUGGAAGAGAAAGAAGAGAAAAAAGUGGAGCUCUCACACUCCCAGGUCACCUGGCUGCCAGACCUCAUGGAUUUUGAACGGUAUCUCAACUUUUACAAACAGACGAUGGACCUUCUGAUCGGGAACGGGAUUGUCUCCUCACAGGAGGUGACACUCCCCAUAGUCUCUGCAGCCAUCUCCCACCUGUGGCAGAACCUCUCUGAGGAGAGGAAGGCCAGUCUCCUGCAGGCCUGGGCACAGAGGCACAGCGGCCUCCCGGGCCUUGCUGGUGCCUAUGAUGAGCCAGGCUGUGCCGAGGGCAGUGUGAAGGACAGUGGAGUUGACAGCCAGGGAGCCAGCUGCUCGCUCGUCUCUACCCCGGAGGAGAUACUCUUUGAAGAUGCCUUCGAUGUGACAAGUUUCCUGGACAAAAGCGAGGCUCCGAGUACAUCGAGCUCUAGCUCAGCGUUUGCCGGCAGCAAUCCAGAAAACCCAGAGGAGAAGUUUCAGCUCUAUAUGCAGAUCGUCGAUUUUUUUAAAGGCCUGUGCUGUGUUAACACUGAGUUAAAACAGGAACCGGACCUUCCCAUUGACGAUGAGAUGAUCAUGUUGAGAUGCAUGGAGACCUUCGAUGAUGACCUGUGACCCACAAGGGCUGGGCAGGGAGGGGGCG
This is a messenger RNA of Hyaena hyaena (striped hyena), 1283 nucleotides long. RefSeq names its product stimulated by retinoic acid 8 (gene STRA8). Gene Ontology annotation, biological process: meiotic cell cycle; cellular response to retinoic acid. The transcript is spliced from 9 exons. The record is from RefSeq and is a predicted model, not a curated record. Gene Ontology annotation, molecular function: protein dimerization activity. The coding region runs from base 128 to 1255 and encodes 375 amino acids. Lineage: Eukaryota; Metazoa; Chordata; Mammalia; Carnivora; Hyaenidae.